CUGCUAUUCCUAGCAGCUGCUCCUUCACACUACACUAAACCAUCACGCUCCAUUUCUCUCCCCACCUAUUCACACACUCACCGUGUUUGUGCGUGCGUCAGAUAUUUUUUUCUCUUUCUCGCCGGAAAUGAAGAUUCCGGCUUCUGAUGAUCGGAUUCCAGGCUGCCGGAGAACUGAUGUCAUGUUGUUAGUUCCUUUUUCUCCACUUCUGAUUUUGAAUGUUGACGUUCGCCCGUAAUUGAAAACCCAAAGCAAAGGCGAAGGUUUUUUUUUUUUUUACGUAGCACAGUUUACAAGUUAUUCCAUGCUUUGUCUCUGGUAUAUGAUCAAGGGAAGAAUUAUUAGAAUCGUAAGGAAAUUAUGACCUGAUUGUUAAAAGUAUCAUAGAUUUUCGGCCAAAUUCUCGGUUUUUGUUCCGAUCUAAUUUGGUCUAUGAGUUUUAAGAUCUCUUUUUUUUGGAAGAUCGUCUAAUUUUCGCCUUUAUCGCCGACUGUUUUUGUGCGAUCGGUUUGUCUAGUGCCGUUGAGUUUAAUGAGUAGGUGAUCGUUGUUUCCGUAGCCAGUUUUCUUUCUUUCAUCUAGAAUGCCUGGAAAAUUAGGAGUUACCUAGAAAUUGAAGUCUUCAACGUUGACUGCGCGGAGAAAUGGAGCCUGAAAACUAGCGGCGUCGAAAUUGUGAUCAUUUAUUAGUGGACGACUGAAAUUAAUGCCUCAAACCAUGAAAAUUCAACCGAUCGAUUUCAACGAGGCGGAGGAACCGACGGCGAAAUGUGAGGCAGUUGCGAAGCCAGUAUUUAGGUCGAGGUUCAAGUGGCUUUUCGAGAGGCCGUUCUCCAGAGCUCCGGUGACGGAAAAGCCAGCCGGCGCCGCUGAGCCGCUGACUAACAAGGACGGAUUGGAGGAGUUUGAGCCUAGCUCGGUUUGCCUUGCGAAGAUGGUCCAGAAUUUUAUGGAGGAAAACAACGAGAAGCAGCAGCACAAGUGUGGAAGGAACAGAUGCACUUGCUUCAAUGGAAACUGCACGGACAGCUCCGAUGACGAACCAGACUCGUGCAAUUCCUCUUUCUCCCAGGCUUGUGAUACACUUAAGAGUUUGGUGCCCUGUGUUUGUGUAUCCGAAAAGAAUUUGCUAGCAGACACUGCGAAAAUCGUUGAACGACACAAGAUCAACAAACGCAAAGAUGGAUUCUGCAGAAAAAUCGUGGCAGAUGGUCUAAUAGCCCUUGGAUACGACGCUGCAAUCUGCAAAUCGAAAUGGGAAAAAUCCCCUUCUUUCCUCGCUGGAGAAUACGAGUACGUGGACGUGAUAAUCGAAGGGGAAAGACUGAUCAUCGACAUAGAUUUCAGAUCGGAGUUCGCCAUCGCAAGGCCAACCAAAUCAUAUAAACUACUCCUCCAAACACUGCCCAACAUAUUCAUCGGCAAAUCCGACCGCCUCGAGAAGAUAAUCGGAAUCGUCUCCGACGCCGUGAAGCAGAGCCUAAAGAAGAAAGGCAUGCCCGUCCCUCCAUGGCGCAAAGCCGAUUACGUGAAAUCGAAAUGGCUCUCAGCCUCCACCCGAUGCGGAUGCGCCACAGAAACUCAGGUGAGCAGUGAGAGAGAGGAGGCUGGCGAAUUGGAGGUGAUGCUAGGUGGAAAGUCCUCCCCUUCCCCUGAUGAAGGUGAAUCUCUGUUUGUUUUCUCUAACAGUAACAGUAGCAGCGGCAGCCUAUCUGACGACGCCGAGGCUGCGACGCCACAGCUGAAAAAGUGGGAGCUGCCCCUACCCCUAAUUAGGCCUAAAACUUCUACUAACAAAGGAGUGAAGAUGGUGACCGGUUUAGCUUCAGUAAUUGACGAUAAAGCAUAAAAAUUUUGGUCCUAUUUUUGUUGUUAAUCAAUCAGAGUGAUGCUAUCUUACAUGACAUCACCAUUUUCUGGUAUAUCUUUGUAAUCCCUUCGCCUUUUAUGUAAGGGUACUGAUAAUUGUAGCAGAUAGACAGGCUAAUACUAGUACUACUAAUUAAUAGUAUCAAUAAAUAAAUGAUCUUUGGCUUCA
Molecule: messenger RNA, 2037 nt
Organism: Salvia miltiorrhiza (redroot sage)
Lineage: Eukaryota; Viridiplantae; Streptophyta; Magnoliopsida; Lamiales; Lamiaceae
Exons: 3
Coding region: 706-1848 (380 amino acids)
Source: RefSeq, a predicted model, not a curated record